Molecule: messenger RNA, 1059 nt
Organism: Symbiodinium natans
Lineage: Eukaryota; Dinophyceae; Suessiales; Symbiodiniaceae
Source: the annotation of a GenBank genome assembly
AUGCCCGGCCUCCUACAGCGAAGAAAGUCGGGGAAACCCGCCAACCUGACCCUGACGGUGGAGACGAAGUCCAACUCCUAUGACGGCUUCAAUCACGCCAUUUGCCACGAGGUCGAAGAGCGAUAUGUGCUGCUUGAAAAAAUCGGUCGUGGUUCAAGUGGGCAAGUGUUCCGAGCUCGGCGGAAGGAGGAUGACAUGCAAGUUGCCUUAAAGUUCAUGUCAGCAACCAGUACGGACGUGGUUGUCUCACGACGCGCUGAGUUUGAGAUUCUUGGCCGCCUGAGUCAUCCCAACAUCGUGAAAGCUCUGGAGUUCUUCUGUUCGGACUGCACAGCAGUCCUCGCCUUGAGCUACCACGCAGGUGGCACGCUCUGCAGGGCUGUCAGAGACUCCACAGACAGCCGCUUGUCGGAAACGGCCGCUCAGCUGCUCUUCUACCAGCUCAUGUCAGCAGUCUCCUACUUGCAUGAGCACCGCAUCGUGCAUCGGGAUGUAAAAGCCGACAAUGUUCUGGUGUCGCCUGAUUUGAUGGACCUGCACCUUGUUGAUUUCAACACCGCGCGGCCUCUCCUGGAGGGUGGCUCGCUUACGAUGACGGGAACUACAGAGUACGCCGCCCCGGAGGUCUUGAACGGGGAAUCGCCCUCCGAGCAGCAUGAUGUCUGGGGUGCCGGCUUGUGUCUGCACUUGAUGCUGAUCGGGUCACUUCCUCAUCGUAUCAGUGGAUAUCCCAGUCUGACAACGUUUGCAGCAGCCGUUUGCGCAGCGCCGGUGCUGUGCCAAAGCGUCCAGUGGGAAGCCAUUUCACCGGAGUGCCAAGAUGUUGUGAAGCGGUGCUUGGCAAUCACAAAGCAUGCGCGGCCUUCCGCACCACUGGUCCUCACCAUGCCUUGGCUGAAUCAGUUGGCAGAGCCGCUGGUACAGCGGAGACUAUCCACGUACGCCGCAUCAUUGACAUCAGACGACGAGCCCUGGCAAAUGCUGGACUCGCCGAUUUCUGCGCCCCGCUUGCGUACUCAGCCUGCGCAACGGCAGGCUGAGUACGCAGUGUGGCUGUGA